CAUGCACACGUGGGCGUGACUUCCGUAUACGUCAUUACGUCGGACAUCAAUGAGAAAUUGCUAUUGAAAUAAUCAGGUGAACAGGAAUAAUUCUAAUAAUCCACCAUAGUCAUGUUAAACGAGAUUGGCUAUGCCUUUCCUGCUGGCGAUGAAAGCGAUGGGAGUAACGACGAGUGGGAUAUUGGGUAUUCUGAUAAUAACAAAAAAACUGAGUUUCCUGAAGCACAUCUGAAUGGAGAAGAUAAAGUAUCCAACUUGAAAAGGGCCAUUUCUGCACGGAAUGUCGACCUGGUACGCGAACUCUUAGACAGUGGUCUGGACGUGGAGACACGGCUCGGCUUUGGCUGGACUCCUCUCAUGUGCGCUGUCCAUGUGGCCCACUAUGAGCUUGCUGAACUGCUGCUGGAUCAUGGUGCAAGUGCAAACUUCAGCAAAGACCACUAUACAGUUCUGAUGGCUGCUUGCACAGCAGCGUCUGCCACAGAAGAGAUGAUCUCCAGGUGUGUGGCUCUGCUGCUCAGUCGCAAAUCUGACCCGAAUGUCUGCAACAGGAGCAGUAUGACGUGUUUGAUGCUGGCAGCCAGAGACGGCUAUUGUCAGGUGAUUAAUUUGCUGGUUUCACACGGAGCGGAGCUGAACUUUCAGAAUGAUAAUGGACUUACGGCCCUCAUAAUAGCAGUGCAGUAUGGACGUGAAGCGGCUGUGUUGAAACUGCUUCAACUAGGAGCGGAUAAGUUCAUCAAAACCAAAACGGGGAAGACAGCAGCUGACAUGGCCAAAGUGUUCAAUUACCCUGAGAUGUCCGGGAUCCUUGAUUCUACAGAUCUCUCUACUGUAAAUGGCAGUGCACCCUCCAAAGCUGAGGCGCUGUAUAAAUUUCUCAGUCAAAACCCUGAUCCUUCCUCUGCCUGCAAAGAGAGUUCCUCCAAGCUGAGUGAUAUUGAACUUCUGCUGCAUGGUCUGAAUCUGGAUCAUCUCUCAGACAUCAUGGUGGAAAAUGAUGUCACUUGGAGUGACCUGUUGAUCAUGGAGAAGGGGGACCUGGAAAAGAUUGGCAUAACUAAUCCUGAGGAUCAAAAGAAGAUUCUCAGCACCAUGGAGCAGAUGCACCUUGAUAAAGUAGAUCUGGACACCCUGAAGCCUCUUAAUAACAUAGACAGCGGGUAA
This is a messenger RNA of Sinocyclocheilus rhinocerous, 1167 nucleotides long. RefSeq names its product ankyrin repeat, SAM and basic leucine zipper domain-containing protein 1. Lineage: Eukaryota; Metazoa; Chordata; Actinopteri; Cypriniformes; Cyprinidae. The record is from RefSeq and is a predicted model, not a curated record. Bases 112 to 1167 code for a protein of 351 amino acids. The transcript has 10 exons. Gene Ontology annotation, cellular component: pi-body. Gene Ontology annotation, molecular function: protein binding.